Messenger RNA from Gadus macrocephalus (Pacific cod), 3249 nucleotides. It is a transcript of the gene acox1, whose product is annotated as acyl-CoA oxidase 1, palmitoyl. The record is from RefSeq and is a predicted model, not a curated record. Bases 149 to 2122 code for a protein of 657 amino acids. The transcript has 14 exons. NCBI's taxonomy places the organism in Eukaryota, Metazoa, Chordata, Actinopteri, Gadiformes, Gadidae. Gene Ontology annotation, cellular component: peroxisome. Gene Ontology annotation, molecular function: fatty acid binding; FAD binding. Gene Ontology annotation, biological process: lipid homeostasis; very long-chain fatty acid metabolic process; fatty acid beta-oxidation using acyl-CoA oxidase.
GUAUAAAGCUACAGGAUCCCUUCAACUGCGUCUACAACUAAAGACGAUAGCCAAAGAGUCCACCCUUGUCCGGGAGCAGAAGUUAUACAAUAUCUAUGCCUCGCACUGAUUAUUGACUGGCUAGUGUUCUGCAGGACAAUAUACAAUAAUGAAUCCUGAUAUACUUAGAGAGCGACAAAAUGCAACAUUUGACAUCGAAAAACUCACAAACAUCCUCGAUGGCGGUGCUGAAAGGACGAAUAGGAGGCGAGAAAUACAGUCCUUGGUCCUCAAUGACCCUGACUUCGAUUAUGGGAACCCCAACUUCCUGUCUCGCAGCGAACGCUAUGACCAGGCGGUGAAAAAGAGUGCCCACAUGAUCCUAAAGCUCCGGGAGUACGGCAUUUCAGACCCUGUUGAGAUCAACUGGUAUAAGAGCUAUGUACACCGCUUCAGAGGAAACCCGCUGGAAAUCCAUCUGGCCAUGUUCCUGCCCACCCUUCUCAACCAGGCCACCCCAGAGCAAAUGGACCGCUUCUUCACACCCUCCUGGGACCUGGAGAUCAUCGGCACAUAUGCUCAGACGGAAAUGGGCCAUGGCACUCACCUCCGAGGUCUGGAGACCACCGCCACGUUCGACCCAGCCACUCAGGAGUUUGUAAUGCACAGCCCUACCGUCACCUCCAUCAAGUGGUGGCCAGGGGGACUUGGAAAGACCUCCAACCAUGCCAUCGUGUUGGCUCAGCUGUACACACAGGGCAAGUGCCAUGGUCUGAACGCCUUCAUCGUGCCUCUCCGCAGCAUGGGCACCCAUAUGCCACUGCCAGGUAUUGUGAUCGGGGACAUUGGACCAAAGUUUGGAUUUGAUGCGGUCGACAAUGGGUACCUUAAACUGGAGCAUGUGCGAAUCCCGCGAGAGAACAUGCUGAUGAAAUAUGCACAGGUGAAACCAGACGGCAGCUAUGUGAAGCCGCUCAGCUCCAAGCUAACCUACGGCACCAUGGUGUUCAUCCGCUCUUUGAUCGUGGGGAACGCAGGCACCAUGCUCUCCCAAUGCUGCACGAUCGCCAUCCGCUACAGUGCUGUGCGGCAUCAAUCAGAGAUCCGCGCAGGAGAAGCUGAGCCCCAGAUCCUGGACUACCAAACCCAGCAGCACAAGCUGUUCCCACUGCUGGCCACGGCCUACGCCUUCCUGUUUGCUGGCCAGUACAUGAUUGACACCUACAACCGCAUCUCUGGAGACAUCAACCAGGGCGACCUCAGUGAAAUGCCAGAGCUCCACGCGCUGUCCGCUGGUCUCAAGGCCUUCACCACGUGGACGGCCAACACGGGCAUCGAGGUGUGUCGCAUGUCCUGUGGCGGCCACGGCUACUCCCGCAGCAGCGCCCUGCCGGACAUCUACGUGGAAUUCACCCCUUCCUGCACCUACGAGGGCGAGAACACGGUGAUGAUGCUGCAGACAGCCAGGUUCCUGAUGAAAAGCUACCGGCAGGUGCAGGCCGGACAGCAGCUCUCUGGGGCCGUGUCCUACCUGAACAAAGUGCACCAUAGGGUGAUGGCGCCGCAGGCCGUCUCCUCCCAGCUGGACCUCAACCUCAACACCCUGGUGGAUCUCUACGAGAUCCGCGCUGCCAUGCUGGUUGAGCUGGCGGCUCAGAGCAUUCAGCAGGAGUCUGCGCGUGGGAAGUGCCAGGAGGACUCUUGGAACAACAGCAGCAUUGACCUGGUCAGAGCAUCGGACGCCCACUGCCACUACAUGGUGCUGAAGAUGUUCAGAGAUAAGGUGGACCAGAUAGAGGACCCAGGCGUCCACUCGGUGAUGUCCACCCUGGCCCACCUCUACGCCAUCCACGGUAUGGGGAACUUCACCGGAGACUUCCUCCAGGCCGGUGUGCUGACCGGCGCCCAGGUCCCGUCGGUCUCUAAGUGCCUCAAGGGGCUGCUGGCCGAGGUGAGGCCCAGCGCCGUGCUGCUGGUGGACGCCUUCGACCACCACGACAAGAUGCUCAACUCGGUCCUCGGACGCCACGACGGCAAUGUCUACGAGGCCAUGUUCGAGUGGGCACGCAGAUCACCCCUCAACCGCACUGAGGUUCACGAGUCCUUUCACAAGCAUCUGAAACCACUGCAAGCCAAGCUUUAAUCCUUAUUGUUUGAUCCUGGGUUGCAAGACAGCUACAGUAUAUUGAUAGGAAAUAUCUUGACCAUACUAAUCUCACCUCGGAUCAUUAAGUCCUUGGUGUCUGCCAAUAUUCCAUUCACAAGAGCCUUAUAUUGCUAUAUAUAUCACUAUUGUUUUUGGUUGGCAACAUCAGAAUGCUCUUUUUUGUAUAGCAAUCGUCAAGCAAAUUUUGAAAAUGAAAAAUCGACGACUGAAAAAUCUUUAUCAGUGUAUAAUUAUCAGUGUACACGGUUAUAUUGUAAUGGCUUGGCGUUUAUGGGCACAUUCAAUCAAUUGUAGAAAUCUCAAUCUAUGGCUAGGAUUCAUGAACAAUGGUACAGUUCCCAACAGCCCUAGCGUUUUUCUGUUUGGUUGCAAUUUAGUAUGGAAAGUGGGGACCUGUAAAACAAUGCAUCCCUGUUAAUUGCUGUGUUUUAAGCAUGUGCCUGGGGAAACUUAGCCUGGGAACCAGACAAAUCUCGCAAGCUCAUGGUUAAUUUGCACUGCCGAGUUCUGGCUCACCUCUAAUACAAUAAAGAUUUCUUCCCGGUACCAUAUUGACCAACCAAUCACAACCGUUUUGAUUAAUAUGAGUCGGGAUAAAUACGAUGACGGGACAGAGGAACUCCCUUGAGGCAUUAUAAACAACAACCAAUAUGGCGGUCUGUUGAUGAAGAAUGGUAUCGAGACAGUAUUAUACAAAAUGGACAAAUACUUUCAGUGAUGCCUUUUUUUGAGUCGCUUAGCGCUGUCACCCGUUCCGUUGAAAUGAUUGGUUGUAGGACUAUCCAGAGGGGUCUGUGCCUGUUGUGCCUGUUGGUAUUUGGAAAUAUCUUUUUUUACUAAUGACUAAUUGCAGCUGGGAAUUCGUCCUGGGAUGCCAGGCUUAGGGAAACUGUGUUUUCUGAAUAAUUUCACAUCUUGGGGAUGGCAAUAUUUAAAGAAACUGAUUUAAAUGACAUAUUCUAAUGUAGGAUUGUUGUCCAACUUUGUAGUUAAAUCUGUGUUUUAUCAUCUUUGUAUUUUGAUAUCAUACAUUCUCAAUGAUGGAUAAUCAUGUUUUAAAUUAGGUUUAUUUAAUUGAUAUUAAAAAAAGGAUCUGAUUGAUA